UGAGCGAGUAAGUGAGUGAGAGAGAAAGAGAGAGAGAGAGAGGAGGUGUAGUGGAGGAGAGGACAGGAGAGACUCGCUCGGGCUCAUCGAAACACUUUUACCUGUUUUCUGCGGGAUUCCAGCGGCGGGAGAAUCAGCGAGCGAUGCUCCGGAGCCCUCGGUGAAACCAGCCCCGGUGACCCGUGUGAAGACUCGUGUGCAGAUCUGGACAGACAGCCAGCAUGACGACUGAUGUGGUGAUCGUGAAAGAGGGAUGGCUGCACAAAAGAGGAGAGUAUAUAAAGACGUGGAGGCCGCGGUAUUUCUUGCUGAAGAGUGACGGUACGUUUAUCGGCUAUAAGGAGCGACCGCAGGACGUGGACCAGCUGGAGACGCCGCUCAACAACUUCUCUGUGGCCCAAUGUCAGCUGAUGAAGACGGAGCGACCAAAACCAAACACAUUCAUCACGUGCCUGCAGUGGACCACUGUCAUUGCGACCUUCCACGUGGAGACGCCUGAAGAAAGGCAGGAAUGGACCAAAGCCAUCCAGACUGUGGCGGAGCGUCUGCAGAAACAAGAGGAGGAUGAGGACGCGUCAGCAGAACACACAGACAUGGAGACCAGUCUGAGCAAACCACCACACAAAGUGACUAUGCAUGACUUCGAAUACCUCAAACUCCUGGGAAAAGACUUUGGGAAGGUGAUUCUGGUGAAGGAGAAAGCAACUGGCAAAUAUUACGCCAUGAAAAUCCUAUAGAAAGAAGUGAUCGUUGCCAAAGAUGAAGUGGCUCACACACUGACUGAGAACCGAGUGCUGCAGAACUCCAGACACCCAUUCCUGACGGCUCUGAAGUCGUCGUUCCAGACUCAUGAUCACUUGUGUUUUGUGAUGGAGUACGCAAACGGAGGAGAGCUCUUCUUCCACUUGUCUCGAGAGCGUGUGUUCUCAGAGGAGCGAGCGUGUUUCUACGGGGCAGAGAUCGUGUCUGCGCUGCACUACCUGCACUCCGAGAGGAACGUGGUCUACCGGGACCUGAAGCUGGAGAACCUGAUGCUGGAUAAAGACGGACACGUAAAGAUCACAGAUUUCGGCUUGUGUAAAGAGGGAAUCACAGACGGAGCCACUAUGAAGACCUUCUGCGGGACUCCAGAGUAUCUGGCGCCCGAGGUGCUGGAGGACAAUGAUUACGGCCGUGCGGUGGACUGGUGGGGUUUAGGGGUGGUGAUGUAUGAGAUGAUGUGUGGCCGUCUGCCGUUCUACAACCAGGACCACGAGCGUCUGUUUGAACUCAUCCUGAUGGAGGACAUCCGCUUCCCUCGAACCCUCGCCCCCGACGCCAAAUCCCUGCUGUCCGGCCUGCUCAAGAAAGACCCCAUGCAGCGGUUAGGUGGAGGUCCUGAUGAUGCGAAAGAAAUCAUGCAGCACAAAUUCUUUACUGGAAUCGUGUGGCAGGACGUCUACGAGAAGAAACUGGUUCCUCCGUUCAAGCCACAGGUGACGUCAGAAACAGACACCAGAUACUUUGAUGAAGAGUUUACAGGACAGACCAUCACCAUCACACCACCUGGACAAGAUGACUCUAUGGAGGCGUUUGACAGCGAGAGACGACCACAUUUCCCCCAAUUCUCAUACUCGGCCAGUGGAACAGCAUGAUCCUGUGUUUCAUCACACAUUUGCACACACACACACACACACACACACACACACACACACACACACACACACACACACAAAACACUCUUUAACACACAUGCACACACACCUGCUCUCUCUCUCUCUCUCUCUUUCUCUCUCUCUCUCUCUCUCACAUGCACACUCACACAUGCACACACAUACAUAUGUAAACACACACGCAUAACACAGAGAGACAUUAACCUGUUACACACACACACACACACAUCUGUAUGAGUGACUCUGUAUAUCGUUCUGAAAACCAGAGCAAACACUCCAGAAUAUCAAUGUAUUCCAGUAUAGCAGAACUUCUGGAGUGUUCAGACUGAUGAUAUGCAAAUAUUUACAAACCAAAACAACAACAACAACAACAACAACAGCAGCGUCUUUAACAUGUCCAAUUCUCCACUCGUGAAGAGACGAGUCAUGUUUCUCCUGUUUUCAUCUACAAAUAUCUAAACAUCAGGAUAAUAAUAUUAAUAAUAAUAAUAAUAAUAAUAAUAAUAAUAAUAAUGCGGCACAGUGGCUCAGUGGUUAGCACCGUGGCCUCACAGCAAGAAGGUCGCUGGUUCAAAUCCAGGUGCUUCGGUUUCCCCCACAGUCCAAACACAUGCGCUAUAGGGGAAUUGAUGAACUAAAUUGGCCGUAGUGUAUGAGUGUGUAUGGGUGUUUCCCAGUGCUGGGUUGCAACUGGAAGUGCAUCCGCUGUGUAAAACAUGCUGGAAUAGUUGGCGGUUCAUUCCACUGUGGUGACCCCUGAUAAAUAAAAAGACUAAGCUGAAGGAAAGUGAAUGAAUAAUAAUAAUAAGUGUAUGGAGUUAGUGUCUAACACAUGACGUCUACCAAAAUGAACACUUUUGAUGCCUUAAUGUCUUCUUUUCCAGUAUUUAUGUGCUGAUUUUUCAAUCUUUAGACAUUUGUGCUGAAAGACGAGAUGAAAUGACUCUAAUGUUUGCUGUUUCCAGACUGAACUCAUGUAUUUUGGUCUAAAUUUCACUUGCAUUUACCAUCAAUGUGCAAUAUAGUAUCCAUAAAUUAUUCUUAUUUAAUCUUUUUAAUUGUUAAAAUGACUUAAUUCCACUAAACUAGAAAUGAAAAUAAUAAACCCAGCACAGACACAGUAGAAACAACCUGUCUAAAACAGGUCCAGAUCACAGUUCAAGCUCCUUCAGAAGAAAAUAUAGAUGUUUUUAGGGCAAAAAUGAUUAAAAAAUGAAGGAAUUAAAGUUUAAAUGCAUGCAUGAGUAAUAAAGAUUAAAUACUUGACAACAUAUUUACAAUACUUUAUAUAUUCAUCAUGUAUAUGCAAUACACACGAGUUAUUACUUGUUAUGAAGUAACAAUUUUCAGGAUUAUAAAUGCAGCACCUAAUAUUGAUUUCAGGUUGUUUGUCUGUGAUCUGGCUGUGUUUUGGUGGGGUUUUAAAUGCAUCGUUCCCAUUUUUCUGCAUAAACACACUGAGAUGCUGUUAAUCCAGGUGAAAGCAGUUGUUUGGCUUUGUUUUUUAGCUUGUAUUCACUCUUUAUUUAUAUGUUAACAGCUGGAAAGGUUGUAUGUGAUUUAAUGAGCGACCUUAAUGCAUUUCUACACACACACACACACACACACACACACACACACACACACACACACACA
Messenger RNA from Danio aesculapii, 3287 nucleotides. It is a transcript of the gene akt1, whose product is annotated as v-akt murine thymoma viral oncogene homolog 1. Lineage: Eukaryota; Metazoa; Chordata; Actinopteri; Cypriniformes; Danionidae. Gene Ontology annotation, biological process: protein phosphorylation. The record is from RefSeq and is a predicted model, not a curated record. Gene Ontology annotation, molecular function: protein serine/threonine kinase activity; ATP binding.